This is a messenger RNA of Calypte anna (Anna's hummingbird), 2597 nucleotides long. RefSeq names its product cyclin E2 (gene CCNE2). The coding region runs from base 90 to 1304 and encodes 404 amino acids. Gene Ontology annotation, molecular function: cyclin-dependent protein serine/threonine kinase regulator activity. Lineage: Eukaryota; Metazoa; Chordata; Aves; Apodiformes; Trochilidae. The transcript is spliced from 12 exons. Gene Ontology annotation, biological process: regulation of cyclin-dependent protein serine/threonine kinase activity; G1/S transition of mitotic cell cycle. The record is from RefSeq and is a predicted model, not a curated record. Gene Ontology annotation, cellular component: nucleus; cyclin E2-CDK2 complex; centrosome.
GCGCUAUAAAGGGACUUGGCGCCGGCGCCAGCUGAGCAGCGCGGCCCGGGCGGCGGCGGCAGAGGCAGAGAUCUUAGAAUCCAAAGAAGAUGUCAAGACGCAGUAGUCGUUUGCAAGCCAAGCAGCAGCAGCCACUGUUAUGUCAAGAAGAAUCUCCACAAGAACUGCAGGCACCAGAAUAUCUCCAGACAAGAAAAAGGAGAACAGCAGAGGAGAUUAAGAAAAGAGAAGAUGGGAAAAUGGCUAAAAAGCAUCAGUAUGAGAUUAAGAGCUGUUGGCCGCCCACGAUAACAGGAGGAGUCUCGCCUUGCAUAAUCAUUGAAACACCUCACAAAGAACCAGUAACCACUGACUUCUCAAGAUUCAAAAAAUACAGGUUCAGAAACCUCUUCAUAAAUCCAUCACCUUUGCCAGAACUCAACUGGGGAAAUUCCAAAGAUGUCUGGCUCAACAUCCUGAAGAAGGAGAACAGAUACAUUCAUUGCAAACACUUCACAUCACUACAUCCUAGUUUGCAACCUCACAUGAGAUCAAUACUCUUAGACUGGCUCCUAGAGGUGUGUGAGGUUUAUGCACUCCACAGGGAAACCUUCUACCUGGCUCAAGAUUUUUUUGAUAGAUUCAUGUUGACUCAAAAGAACAUUAACAAGAGCAUGCUUCAGCUCAUAGGAAUUACCUCAUUAUUCAUUGCCUCCAAACUUGAGGAAAUCUACGCUCCUAAAAUACAGGAAUUUGCUUAUGUUACUGAUGGUGCUUGCAGUGAAGAUGAUAUUGUAAGAAUGGAACUCAUUAUGUUAAAGGCUUUAAAAUGGGAACUGUGUCCAGUGACAAUUGUCUCUUGGCUGAACCUCUACCUUCAAGUGGAUGCUCUGAGGGAUGUUCCAACAGUGCUGCUACCUCAGUAUUCUCAGGAAAAAUUCAUUCAGAUAGCACAGCUCUUAGACCUCUGCAUUCUGGAUGUGAAUUCCUUGGACUUCCAGUACAGAACACUAGCUGCUGCAGCCCUCUGCCACUAUACCUCAAUUGAAGUAGUGAAGAAAGCUUCUGGCUUAGACUGGGACAGCAUUUCAGAGUGUGUAGAGUGGAUGGUUCCCUUUGUGAACGUGGCCAAAAAGGUCUCUGUGAAGCUGAAGAACUUUAAGAAGGUUGCAGCAGAAGAUCGACAUAACAUCCAAACGCACACCAAUUACUUGGACAUGCUGGAAGAAGUUAACAGUGGAGUAGCAGCUACUGCCCCAGGUCAGUUAUCACCUGUGUCAACAGGAGGAAUAAUAACCCCUCCCAAAAGUACAGAGAAGAAAUGAAGGGUGGACAAACCCUCACGAACCAUUUCAGAAACAGGACUUGGUGCUUCAGAACAAGGCUGCACUAAAGGUGACUCGUGCUUUUUGCUGCUGUUGAAGACUUGAGCAGUAAAAGAUGUGUCAGAGCAGAAGAUGGAAAUUGAGACCAGUGUCCUCCUACAGACUUGAUAAAAGAUUCAGACCAAGCAUCCCUCCCUGCUCUCACAGGAGCCUGGAUUACUUUGGUCCAUUCUCAGACAGAACUUAGGUUAACUCUGACAAUUCCUAACUUAUGAGUUCCAAGAACUUUUUAAACAUGGUUGAGUGGCAAAGUUUGUCCACUGAACUUACAUGCCAAACUUGCUUUAACUUGGGCUAGCAAUGCAGGAGACUUUAUGACAGCUUGUACAUAUUACCUCUUGUUGUUUGGUUCUUUUUUUUUUUGUAAGGUCAGUGCUUAGUGCCUGUCACCCAGGAGCUCAGGUGCAGUAUUACAGAGGUCAGUGGGGCAGCAGUUUUGGGUUUGGUUUUUUUUUUUUUUUGAAACCACUGCUUUUAGAUUACAGUGUAGUCAGCCCUGCAACAAAUUCUAGCUCCACAGGAGGAGGAUGAAUUUAUGGUGGUCCUUUAGGGCUGCUCUAAAUGUAAGUUCCAGUGUAGCACUGACCUUGGGUAAGAGUACAGGCAAAGGUGCUGCUCAACUACCCUUAACUGGAAGAAGCAUAGUCCUUGAAGGAAGGAGUUUUAUUUUGUACAAUCCAGCCACCAGCUUACAAGACCAAACACAACAAGCACUGGAGAGGGUAUGGAAAAAAGUGAGCUGCUGGUACUCUACAACCACUCAUGUAGGAACAGUAUUUUAAACUAACUGUGGAGCUGUAUUUUAUCAGUGUUUCUAAACAGCAUUAACUACUGUGUUUUCCUUGGAAUAUUCACUACCUCUGCCUAUGAGGUGCUUUACUUCUGUGAUGAAGGGACAGUACUGGGAAAGAUGGGUAUUGGUCCUCUUUCCACCCGUGUCCACCAUCCAGGAGCAAGGUUUACAUGACAUCCAGCAGUCUGAAGCUGCACUAGAGCAUCAGGUGCUACCCCCAUCCUCAUUACACUCAUUCUCUUAGCAACUUUACUAUCAUUUUCAAACAAGCCAUUGUGGAACUAGCUGAAGUUGUUUCCAACCUUCUGUACAGUUUGUAAAAAUAUGGGGUUUAUUUUAAGAUUUCAUCUAUUUCUAAAAAGAAAGUUACUGGACUGUAAAUGUUGUAUAAAAAUUUAAAUGAAUUUUAAAAAUAAAGCCUUGCAAUUUUUUUUUCACUG